Molecule: messenger RNA, 1317 nt
Organism: Puccinia triticina
Lineage: Eukaryota; Fungi; Basidiomycota; Pucciniomycetes; Pucciniales; Pucciniaceae
Exons: 8
Coding region: 1-1317 (438 amino acids)
Source: RefSeq, a predicted model, not a curated record
AUGAAAAGGACCCGCGGUCUCAGUCAUGACAUCAUGCCACCAGCUGGUGCCGAUCCUUUUGCUGAUAUCUCGCAUCUGGCGGCACACAGAUUCACCGCUCGGUUGCCGCAAUCAGCCAUAAUCCUCCUGGCCGUUUUCCUCGUUUUUCAUAUCCUGAUCGCCGCGUUCAACUUGGCCAUCCUAAUCUUUCCCUACGUCGGUAGAGCCAAGCGACAAUUGUGGACUUACAAGAAGCUAUACAUUUACGAUCGUUCUGGCGAAAAACUUUACAGUACUCCCUUGUACUUGGUCAAUGCUGGGGUCUUGAUGUCGGUCUCGCAACUUCUGAGCUCCGUCACUACUCAGGUGUACAUAUUGAUGCACAUAAGGAUGAAUUUAUCCGAACAUUACGCUCUACGCUGUCAAUUUAUUCCUGUCUUAGGUCUCGUGUUCAUCUUUGAUACUUACUCAUACUGGAGUAUGGCGCACUGCUUUUUGGCACUAUAUUACAGCAACAAGAACUUUGCGGUCAAACCAAAACGGCUAAGCUGGCUCCGAUCUCCGCGGUCAAUCAAUAUUUUCUUUCUCAUCUUCCCAAUUUUCGUGACCGUUGCGACCAUCAUCGUCAUAACCCGUAUGAGCAUGGUCUAUCACGAUCUUCAAGUCCAGACAACAAGUUUGAGAGCCACUCUGGCCCAAGGAACCCUAAUUUGGAAGCAAUUGGAGCUUCCUGGUCACUCUGCCGAGGAAAUAGCAAGCCUUUCAUCUCAGCUAACAACAGUGCAGUCUCGAUUAGGCUCACUGCUGGUGCCAACCGGUACUUUGGCAUUAAAAUUACUUGAUCGAUUCAACUCAAUCCGAUCAGUAAUGCUAUUCUUCAUACCCGCAACCAGCCUAUACAAAUCGAGGGGCGAUCCGCCAACUGAACUAAUUUCAAAAGCCGAUUUAUCUGAUUCUUGGCACGCACAAAGCAACUCCCAACACAUCUCUGUACGAUCACACGUCAGCCCGACUAGCCUGACUCUGUUUCAAACCUUGCAAUCAGAUCCCCAAUUUCUUCGAUUGACAAUAAGGGCUUUUGCUACCCUCCUCGGGAUGCUCGUCGCUCUGGUUUUCUGGGUUUUGGCUAUAUUCAAGUCGAAUGACAUGAUGAUCGAUCCUUUUUGGCACGGGCUUGCGACGUGGCUACCAGCAGUUUCUGGCACCUGGACUGCGAUUCCACUAGCAUGGCAAUCGUGGCGGCUAUACCUAGACCAAAACCCCGGAACUGUUGAUCUUUCCUACAAGUUAGAAGAGACUGCGUCGACAAAAGAGCACCCUCGGACCGCGCGCUCUUGA